ACCAAGCGUUACACAACACAGCUCAAUUCCAACCCACUUUCCCCGAAUUUCACAACAUCCCCAAAAAUGGACCACCAAACUGCAGCUCCACCGCCACCAUCCAUCCCAACCACCACCGCCGGCACCACCAACACCGCCGCCGCUUACCCCGAUUCUCUCGAUUCUUCCCCUCGUUCUCGCAACACCGAUUCAUGGGGCGAGGAUACUAUUAACAACAAUAACAACAACAACAACCAAAACGCCACCAUGCAACCACCACCGCCGCAACAAUUGACCAAGCUCCGACUCAUGUGCAGCUACGGCGGGCACAUAGUCCCUCGGCCACACGACAAAUCACUCUGCUACGUCGGCGGCGAUACUCGGAUCGUAGUUGUUGACCGUCACACAACUUUAUCUGACCUGACUAACCGUUUAUCAAAAACACUUAUCAGAUCUUCAUCAAAUAAUUCGUUAUCAUCAUCUACUGUAUCUAUAUCCGUAUCUACUUCUCAAACGACGCCGUUUACUCUCAAGUAUCAGCUUCCUUCUGAAGACCUCGAUUCGUUGAUCUCCGUUACUACUGAUGAAGAUUUAGAAAAUAUGAUUGAUGAGUAUGAAAGACUACUUUCUAGUAAUUCUUCUUCUAGAUUACGGUUAUUUCUGUUUCCGUUAAAACCGGAAUCUGUUAAUUCUAUUGGAUCGCUUUUGGAAAACACUACUAAAUCUGAAGAUUGGUUUUUAAAUGCUUUGAAUGGAACUACUUCCGGAUUUUCCGAUACUUCUUCUGUUAAUUGUUUGUUAGGGUUAGACGACGACGUUUUGGUUAAUGAUAAAAAAGAUGUCAAAAAACCAAAUAAUCAAAAUAAUAAUAACAGUAGUAGUAAUGGGAAUAAUUUGGGACAGGAUGUUCAUUCGGUUCCGGAUUUGGAGCGAACGUCGUCGUUUGGAUCAGCGUCGUCUUCGCCGUCUUUGGCUAGCUUGCCCCCAAUUAAAGUACACGUUGAUGAGAAUAAAGCUGUUCCUGGAAUUGAGGAGCAGUUUGUUCAGAUGAAUUUGCAGCAGCAACAGCAAAGUGUUGCCGUUCCGGUUCCUGUGGUUGUUACCGGUGUCCCGAUGAGUACGAAUUCUCCUCUUGCACAGACAGCGUAUGAUUUGGCUUCUCAGGAUUCGGUUUUGAGUGAUGGUAGGCAGAAGCCGGGUAUGAUAUAUCAGGAUCAGUUAGUACAAAUGCAAGUUAAUAGUAACAAUAAUCGGAAUCCUGAAAUGAGUAAUUUACAAGAUCAGAAUGCUAGAAUACAAAUGCAACAACAGCAACAACAAAUGGCGGAUUCAGCUUACCUAAUGUCGAUGGGGAAUACUCAAGCUGGUGAUUCGCAGCAUACACAAAUGCUUCACCAACAACCGCAGUUUAUUCAUACAGGUGUUCCACAACCGCAGUAUAUUCAUCAUCAUCCGUCUGGGGCGGUUCCAAUGACGUCUUAUUAUCAAAUGUAUCCGCCGCAGAGUCAACAUCAUCCUCAUCAUGCGCCACUUGACCAGCAGAAUUUUGUGUAUUAUAUGCCUGCACCUGUGCCUGCUAGGCAGGCGCCCCAGGGGUAUAAUAUGCAAAUGCAUCAACAGCAGCAGCAGCAGCAGGGUAGUGGUUAUGCUGAGGUGUCUAAUGCGGGCGCUAUGCCUCUUUCACAUAGUCAAGCACCGCAGACUGGUUAUACCACUAGUAGGCCUGCUCAAACUGGUACUAAAAGUGAGUUGCCUGCUGGAGUUUAUGCAACAACGAGUUCUGGGAAUCCUCAGUUUGUUCAAGUUCCCUCGAGCCAACAUCAGCCUCAAGUUCAACCGCAAUAUGUAGGGUAUUCACAGAUGCACCACCCCUCGCAGUCUGUUGCUUCUUCUGCUUCUGGUGCUAGUGCUGGAGCUAAUUAUGGAUAUGAAUUCACGGAUCCUGCACAAGGACAGCAUAUUUAUUACGCAGCUCAACCUUUGCCACCUCAAUCGACUACACAAUACCAAACUGUGACUGGUGAACAGGGUUCUUAUCUUCCCACAGAUGCUAGCAUAAAGCAGCAGCAACAACAACAAGGGAGAGGUCAACAGCCUUGAUUGGUCAGUUUGAUUUAUGCGUAAGUUUUGCAGUAAUAUUUUUUUUUCUUUUCUCUGUGUUCUUGAUCAUAUGUCGUCUUUCUUUUUAUUUGUAUUGGUUGGUUUGCUGGUAUGCAUUAUGUGGGUAGGUAAUAAGAAAAACUUGAAUAGUUCCUUUCAUUUUACUUGUGUAUUCAUCUGUUAAAUUACAUCUAUAUCUAUAUAGUACAUGUGAUGUGAACAUUGGUGAAAAUGAAUAUUGGAUUCCUUAUGAA
Molecule: messenger RNA, 2333 nt
Organism: Erigeron canadensis
Lineage: Eukaryota; Viridiplantae; Streptophyta; Magnoliopsida; Asterales; Asteraceae
Exons: 2
Coding region: 67-2079 (670 amino acids)
Molecular function (GO): protein binding
Source: RefSeq, a predicted model, not a curated record